Molecule: messenger RNA, 1116 nt
Organism: Plasmodium yoelii
Lineage: Eukaryota; Apicomplexa; Aconoidasida; Haemosporida; Plasmodiidae
Product: CPW-WPC family protein
Exons: 16
Coding region: 1-1116 (371 amino acids)
Source: RefSeq, a predicted model, not a curated record
AUGGUUCGAAAGUUUUUUUUUGGUUUUUUCCUUAUUUUGGCAGUAAAGAGUGUUUGUUCACAAAAUAAUACAACCUGCCAAAGAGAUUAUUCACAAAACUGUGCAGAAGGGUGGGCAAAAUUAAAUAAUACUGAAGAAUGUAUAUCGCCAUUGUCUUAUAAAGGGCCUUGCCCUCGUUUCCUUAAAUUUGAAAAAGAUAAAAAAAAAAAAAAAAUAUUAGAGAAGCAUUGUAAUAUUUACUGGCCUUGCAUUAAUGGAUGUGAAAAAGACUAUUCUUUUCAAUGCCCCGAAAAAUGGGAACUUGAAAAUGAAAAAAGUUGUCGCCCAUUAGGAACUUAUGAAGGAACAUGCCUACUUGUUCAUGAUUUCUCAAACUUCACUAAUGAGCAAAAAGAAAUUUGGAGUAAUAAAUGUGCAACAACUUGGCCAUGCAAAAAAACAUGUGUAAAAGAUUAUUCGAAACAAUGCCCACAAGGAUGGGUUAAAGACAAUAAUGGAACUUGCUUUGCUCAAAAUAAUUAUGUCGGACCUUGUCUUUCAAGAGCAUCCUUAAUAAAUUUUGAUAAAGAUAUGAAAGUUGCCUUUGAAAAGCUAUGCAUGGUCAAUUAUCCAUGUUUACGGAAUUGCAAAAUAGAUGAGAGCGAUCCCUGCCCAAAAAAUUGGAUACUAAAGUCAAACUAUUUAGGAAAUCCAGAUAGCUGUCUUCCUCCUGAUAAUUACAAUGGAAAUUGUGGAGAUCAAACAAAAUUUAUUGGUAUCGAUACAAAUUUAAAAGAGAGGAUGGAAUAUGAAUGUGGAAUAAAAUGGUCAUGUAUUGAUGAACAUCCAGCCUACAUUAUUUAUGACGAAUUUUGCCCAGAAAAUUGGAUAAAAAAUGAACAGCAUUGUAUUGCACCCUUAGAUUAUUAUGGCCCUUGUUCAAAAAAAAAAAUAUUUGGGGGAUUCACUUCGGAGAUUAAAAAAGCAUAUGCAGAAGAAUGCAACAUUGAAUGGCCAUCCUCUAACACGCUUGUUCCAAAAAGCUUUCCGAAAAUACAGGCAUUGAGAAUGAGAAAAUAUAAUGGGGGUGCAAUUGAACCAAUAAGUGGAGAAAUAAUUUCAAACCUUGUUAUAUAA